UUUGGGGCAACAUGCAUUUACUAAGACAUUUCGUAAUCAAAAUCAAUCCAAAUUAAUAUCAACAAAGCAAAAUUAAAAUUAAAAUAUCCAUCCAAAUUAACAAAAUCGUAACGGCCGUUUACAACAUAACCACGUUAUUUACCCGCUAAACUUCCGUCACACAUAAAACCAAAAAAAUUAAAUUGAAAAUGAAAAAUCGAAGAUGCUUCCAACUGCAUAUAAAUACAGCUCUCUCUCUCUCUCUCUCUCUCUCUCUCUCUCUCUUGCAUAGUUAUCUUUACUUCUCUCUAGCUCCUUCUAGUGAAUUUUCUCGGGAAAAAGUUCGAGAAUUUCGGAUUCUCGGAGCAGUCUGGGAAAAUAAGGCCAUAAAAAGAAGCUCGGAUGGAAAUGACGACUGAAAUUUGAAUUUCUCAUUCGAUCGUCAUUUCACCUGAAUUUCUCUUCUCCGAUUGCUAGCUUCUUUGCGAAGCUGGAUUCAGACUUGCAGGGAAGGUAAUUUCAUUUCAAGCAAUCCAAGUAGUGACAUAUACCAAAUUUUAGGUACUGCCUAAAACCCCAGGAACCAAUAGUCUGAGAAAAGAUUGCAGGCUUGAAAAGAACAAGAAGAGGAAGAUCAUUAUAUUUCCAUUAGCUUUGACUGUUGUGGGACUUGGGGUUUUGGAUUACCCCAUUUGUUAGUUUCCUGAGGGCAUAUGAGGAUCGUUUGAAGCUGUAGUCUGAUUUGAGUUACAAGGGCUUUAAAUUUAGAGGACCAACAAUGUCUAUUGCCAGUGUAGCUCUUAGUCCUGUGUAUGAAGAAUCUUUGAACUUUCCCUGUAAUUUCACCGGCCAAUAUGGUCCAUUCUCCGGUGACUCGAUUUUGAUAUACCUCAGUGUUGGUGGGUCUGUAGUUCCGAUGUGUGUAACAGAGUCGGAUUCCAUUGCUUCAGUGAAACUGAGAAUCCAGGCCUCUAAAGGUUUCUUUGUGAAGAAGCAGAAGCUAGUUUUUGAAGGAAGAGAAUUGGCUAGGAACAAUUCAUGUGUCCGGGACUAUGGGGUAACAGAUGGGAACCUAUUGCAUUUGGUACUGAGGCUUUCAGAUCUCCAAGCUAUUACUGUUAAGACUGUAUGUGGCAAGGAGUUUGAAUUCCAUGUUGAGAGGAGUAGAAAUGUAGGUUAUGUGAAGCAGCAGAUUGCUAAGAAGGGGAAAGGUUUUGUUGACCCCAAGGAUCAAGAACUGACAUGUGAUGGUGAGGAGCUCGAAGAUCAGAGACUCAUUAAUGACAUCUGCAAAAGUAAUGAUGCUAUGAUUCACUUGCUGGUUAGGAAAUCUGCUAAAGUUAGGGCUAAACCAAUAGAGAAGGAUUUUGUAGUAUCUAUUGAGGCAUUAAAUUUGAAUGGGGAGAAGACUGCUUUAGUAAGGGAUUUUACGGAAUGUCAGGUUGUAGAGAGAAGUCCAUUGCAAAGAGAAUUCCUUCUGGAACCUCUAAUUGUAAAUUCUAAGAUUGAAUUGUCAUUGGGGAUUAAAAGGCUAAUUUACUCUACUUCUGAUGGGUUAGAGGGAGGCAAUGAGCCAGUUCAGUCUUCAGAGGGAUCCGGAGGAGCUUAUUUCAUGCAAGAUUCAUCUGGUCUGAAGUAUGUUUCUGUCUUUAAGCCAAUUGAUGAGGAGCCAAUGGCAGCAAACAACCCUCGGGGGUUGCCCUUGUCACUUGAUGGUGAAGGUUUGAAGAAGGGUACACGGGUGGAAGAAGGGGCACUGAGGGAAGUUGCUGCUUACAUUUUGGAUCAUCCAAGGAGUGGGCCUCGUACAUUUUACCACGAGGAGAAGGGAUUUGCUGGAGUUCCCCCCACAGUUAUGGUCAAGUGCUUGCACAGAGGAUUUAAUCAUCCAGAAGGUUAUGAGUAUGCAUCCAAGAAUGUGAAGAUUGGGUCGCUGCAGAUGUUCAUGAAGAAUAACGGAAGUUGUGAGGAUAUGGGUCCUCGUGCUUUCCCAGUGCAUGAGGUACACAAAAUUUCUGUUUUGGACAUAAGGUUGGCAAACGCAGAUAGGCAUGCUGGAAACAUAUUGGUCAGCAGAGAGGGUGAAGAAGGGCAAAUUGUGCUUAUUCCGAUUGAUCAUGGCUACUGCUUGCCUGAAAACUUUGAAGAUUGCACAUUUGACUGGCUUUACUGGCCUCAAGCUCACCAACCUUAUUCGUCUGAUACCCUUGAGUACAUCAAAUCACUAGAUGCUGAACAAGAUAUCGAACUAUUGAAGUUUCAUGGAUGGGACUUACCACCUGAGAGUGCCCGCACCCUCCGUAUUUCCACCAUGCUUCUGAAGAAAGGUGCAGAGAGAGGACUGACUCCCUUUGCUAUUGGAAGCAUCAUGUGCAGGGAGACCUUGAAGAAGGAAUCUGUCAUCGAACAGAUCAUUCAAGAAGCACAAGAAGAGGAGCUCCCAGGAACAAGUGAAGGUGCAUUUCUCGAAUCUGUGUCAUCAAUCAUGGAUCGACGCCUUGAUGAGCUUAUAUAGUGAAUAUCAUGCAUAAUAUGCAUUAGUGCAUAUAUAUGGUACUAUAUAUGCAUGGAUGAUAGGCCUCUAGGCUCCAUCCAUCCAUCUGUAAUGGACUGCAACUUCUUUUUUACUGUAGAUAUAUGCUGGAUCGUUGCAUCUACCGCCUAAGUAACUAUGACAUCUCUUCCCGCAUUCCACUUAUGUCACUUGGAAGCAUGUUGGGUAAAAAUGAAAGGAAAAAAAAGUACUUGUGUUACUUACUGUAUGCAUAUUUCUUAAACUUGUGUAGGAGUACUUACUUGGGUUGGAGAAAUAAUAAAUGAUAUAC
This is a messenger RNA of Prunus persica (peach), 2804 nucleotides long. RefSeq names its product phosphatidylinositol 4-kinase gamma 3. Gene Ontology annotation, molecular function: protein binding. The record is from RefSeq and is a predicted model, not a curated record. The transcript is spliced from 3 exons. Bases 758 to 2494 code for a protein of 578 amino acids. NCBI's taxonomy places the organism in Eukaryota, Viridiplantae, Streptophyta, Magnoliopsida, Rosales, Rosaceae.